AUGUCAAGUGCAACGUACAAUGAACUUUGGGAAAACGCGCAAACUGCUUUAGAAGAACUUCUUCAAAUAGAUACAAACUUGCAAAACGUCAAACCGCAAAAAGAUCGUAAAAAAGCUCACAAUACGAUUUCUGAGUUAUAUGUAAGAUAUAUUAUUAUCUGUAAUAAAUUAGAAAUAUGUUAUGAUCAAGUAAUUCAACCGCAAAAACGGAUAUUAUUAAAACAAUUGUUAGUCUCGUGUUUUGGUAGAAUUUUAGAAUUAAAACAUGAAUUAGUCGAGAUAGAUCUUUCAGAGUACAAUUAUUUCGAUAAUAUUCUAAUAAAAUUCAACAUCACACCGCAAGAAGUUGAAAUUCAAGUACCCAGAUAUUUUAGACGCGAAUGUUUACAAGAAAUUGAAGAAAGGCGCAAGUACAUAGCAGAGAUCUUAAAAAAUAUAGGUGCUUUAGAUGAAGUAAUAGUACCAAAGAAAAUGACUGAAUCCGAAGCUGUGAGGCUCAUACAGGCCCACGAACGCGCUAGACAAGGUCGAUUACGAUUUCAAUUUAUGCGAGAAAUUUGUCACGUAAAAGAUAAAUCUGCAAUUAAAGCAGAAGCAGAGGUGAAAAACGAAUCGAGUGAAAAAGCGGCUGUAAUAAAAAUUCAAAAAGUUUGGAAAGGAUAUGUUACUAGAUGCAAAAUUCGGAAAAGACGUUUCGAAGAAAUGUUAUUAAUCGGUAUGCUUCAACAGAGUAAACAAAUUACUGAAAAUGCUAGACAGGCUGAAAGAAUAAGAGAGGAAAGGUAUGAAAAACAAAUUAAAUAUCUAGAAUUAUACGAAAAUUUAAUGGUUGAAGCGAAAGAAAGAAUUCGUAAAGAAAAGAGCGGUAUAAUAGAGGAAAAUAUAAGAAGUGAAGUUCGAAAUUGGAUUAACACUUAUUUUCAGCAGACAGGAAAAAUUCCUGACUUGCCAUCUGCUGAGAGUGGUGGAUCCAGAAUCAUAUUUAGCAGACAGGGAACUGAAAGUACUAUUAGUAAAUCAACAGCAGUAUCAUCAAAGGAAUCCAAAAAAUCUAAAAGAUCAAAAUCAAAGAAGGACAGUGAGGCUGAUCAAUCAGAAGAAGAAACUGAACAAGGUUUCAAACCAAUUCCUUCCAAUUUUCUCUCAAAGUUGGUUCAUGCUAAUCAAGAGUAUCAAGAAAUAUGGAAGAAUAAAGAUGAAACUAUGAAUAUGGCACAAUUACCAUAUUUGGACAUGAUAGAGAAUGAAACAACGAAGGAAGUAGAGAAUGAAGUUCGAGUUACAGUUGACCAAGCACUUAGGGAUGAUAUAGAAGCAUUGCAAAAUGCAUUAGAUAGAGAUAGAGGUUUUAAGGGUAAACGUGCUAAAAAAAGUCAAAAAAGAAUUCGCAGAAGUGGAAAAAAGAAUAAGAAAAGAAAAGAAAAGGAUUUGACACCUGAUAGAACAACAGAAUCUUUGUUUGAAGAACUUCUAACUCAAGGAAUUAUUAAGCUCCAUAGGGAAAUUCGACUUAGUGAUUUUAAAGGAGAAAAAUCUUUUACAAAUCAUAAUUUAAGAGAAAAGGAGAAAGACCCUUUGCCAAUGCUUGGUGAUAUAAGACAAUUAAUAGCUGAAUAUUGUAUACUUCCUUUGGGAAAUAAUACUCUCAGAGAACUUACACCACUGAUAAGAUCAGUUUUAAUUGCUGGUCCACAUGGCAGUGGUAAAAAGAUGUUAGUAAAUGCAAUUUGCACAGAACUUGGUGCCACAUUAUUUGAUAUCACGCCAGCUAACAUUACUGGGAAAUAUCCUGGCAAAUCAGGUUUAAUUAUGCUUAUGCAUUUAAUAUCAAAGGUAUCACGUUUACUCCAACCAUCAGUGAUAUUUAUGGAAGGAGCAGAAAAACCAUUUGUAAAGAAAGUCUCAAAGACAGAUAAAACUGAUCCAAAACGUUUAAAAAAAGAUCUUCCUAAAUUAAUAAAAAGUAUCACAAAUGAGGAUAGAGUGAUUUUAAUUGGAACUUCAAAUUCACCAUGGGAUGGAGAUCAAAAACUUUUAUAUCAAACUUAUGAUAAAGUUAUAUAUAUUCCCAGACCAGAUUAUGGGACUAUGUCUUUGAUAUGGAAAGACUUAUUAUACAAAUAUUCUGGAAUUAAUAGACAAUUCGAUACGUCCGUCAUGGCUAAAAUAUGCGAUGGUUUUACUGUUGGUACUGUAUUAACAUCAAUUAACGAGGUAUUGGCGGAUGAAUUAUCAUUGUAUUUCAAUUAUUACGUAAUGACCACAAAACGAAUAGUACAAUUAAGAACACAUCCUUUGACACAUGGAGAAUUAAUAAAUGCGUUAAGUUCGAAAGAUCCGGUUUUUUGCGAAGAAGAAGAUAUGUUCUUAGCAUGGCUUGCAAAAACACCAAUAAAUCGUAAAAAGCAACGUGCGCUCGAGCUAGAGUUCCAGAAGUUGAAAGAAGCAAAUGAAAAGCAAAAAAGGAAAGGAAAAAUAUCAGCAUGA
This is a messenger RNA of Eufriesea mexicana, 2487 nucleotides long. RefSeq names its product IQ and AAA domain-containing protein 1. The record is from RefSeq and is a predicted model, not a curated record. Lineage: Eukaryota; Metazoa; Arthropoda; Insecta; Hymenoptera; Apidae. Bases 1 to 2487 code for a protein of 828 amino acids. Gene Ontology annotation, molecular function: ATP binding; ATP hydrolysis activity; protein binding. The transcript is spliced from 10 exons.